Molecule: messenger RNA, 6254 nt
Organism: Drosophila busckii
Lineage: Eukaryota; Metazoa; Arthropoda; Insecta; Diptera; Drosophilidae
Gene: Nup98-96
Product: nuclear pore complex protein Nup98-Nup96
Exons: 9
Coding region: 180-6014 (1944 amino acids)
Biological process (GO): post-transcriptional tethering of RNA polymerase II gene DNA at nuclear periphery; RNA export from nucleus; protein import into nucleus
Cellular component (GO): nuclear pore; nuclear pore cytoplasmic filaments
Molecular function (GO): structural constituent of nuclear pore
Source: RefSeq, a predicted model, not a curated record
UCCCUCGGUCAACAAGCUGCUGAAAGUGUUUUCUACGGGCAGGCGGCGUUGUUGUGCAUACGAAAUACUGUGAAAUAGUUGCAAAUUGUUAGAGAGACAGUGAGAGCCGCGUGAGGGCACUUAACAAUUGCGAAAAGUAUAUGUUUGUAUAAACUGCACGGUUUGUAGUAGACAACGAAAUGUUUGGUGGCACUAAACCAACGUUUGGAGCUGGUGCUGGCACCACCGGUUUUGGAUCAUUUAGCAGCACCCCAACAGCAACACCCUUCGGCCAGUCGGCGUUUGGAAAACCAGCGACGCCUGCUUUCGGUGGCACCAGCGCAUUUGGAGCACCGGCUGCUCAGACUUCGUUGUUUGGUAACACUGCGCCCACAACCCAGCCUACUGGUGGUCUCUUUGGCGGCACGACCGGCACUAGUGCUUUCGGCUCCUCAAUAACGCAGCCCAACACAUUUGGAGCUUUUUCGCAGCCUCAGCAAAGUUCAAACAUAUUUGGUACAACACAAGCAGCACCAAAUACAAAUCUAUUCGCGCAGCCCGCUACAAGCGCUUUUGGUGCUGCCAAACCUACCACGCUGGGAAUGAGUGGCUUUGGCCAAACAGCCACUGCACAACCAACUACUUCAUUGUUUGGACAGCAGGCCGCUGUGACCAGUAGCGCAGGUUUUGGAGCCUUUGGUCAGGCAGCACCAACUACAACAAGUGUUUUUGGUAGUGGCGCCGCAUCGGCUUUUGGUCAGCCGCAGAGUCUGCCCGUUGGCGCAACUGGUGUUGUGGGCGUGGCAGGUGGCGUCAAUGCAGGCACGUCUGUGGUUAAGUACCAGCCUACAAUUGGCACGGAUACACUCAUGAAAGGUGGACAGCCUAACAAUGUGAACACAAAGCAUCACUGCAUUACAGCGAUGAAAGAGUACGAGCUAAAGUCGUUGGAAGAGCUGCGUAUAGAGGAUUAUGUGAGCAAUCGCAAGGGUCCACAGGCAGGCAGCGCACCUGGUGCAUUCGGUUUCGGCAGUCCCGCCACAGCCACUCAGCCAGCAACUGGUGGCCUCUUCGGUUCGCCAGCGCAGCCACAACAGCCCGGCGCGGGACUUUUUGGACAAGCCGCCGCUGAGAACAAAAGUCUCUUUGGAACCUCCGCGUUUGGACAGCCUGCCACUGGGAGUGCUUUUGGUGCACCCGCACAGCAAAACAAUUUUAUGCAGAAGCCAUUUGGAGCCACAACAACAAGUGCCUUUGGCGCGCCUACUAAUGACGCUUCAAAUCCGUUUGGGGCGAAACCUGUGGGCUUUGGACAGCCUGGCGGCGGUCUGUUUGGACAGCCUGCUACAAGUGCUGCGCCCGCUUUUGGACAAACCAACACUGGAUUUGGCGGCUUUGGCAGCACGGCAGCUGCUCCUCAACAACAAACGUCACUGUUUGGCCAAACAAAUGCUACAGAUCCCAACAAGCCUGCCUUUGGCUUAGGAGCUGCCGUUUCUCAGCCAAAUACUGGAUUCGGUGGCUUUGGAGCGCCGGCUACAAGCACAGCGGGCGGUUUGUUUGGCGCCAAGCCCGUGGCUGCCACUAACUUUGGUGCCACGCCCGCCUUUGGUGCCGCCUCCACAGCUAACACGGGCUUUGGAAACUUCAGCAUGACCAACACCAACCCAGGCACUGGCGGUCUCUUCAAUUCCAAUCUUAAUAAGCCACCUACAUCGGCUUUCGGCGGCUUUGGCGCUCCGAGUUCGGCGCCGCUUAACUUUAAUACUGGCAAUACAGGCGGCUCCAUUUUUAGUAAUGCGGCUAAGCCUGGUGGUGGUCUUUUUGGUGGUGGCGGCGCUACAACGCUUGGCGGAGGUGCUGGCACUACUAUUGGUGGAGGACUCUUUGGUGGUAGCACUACCGCCGGCGCCUUUGGCACAGGCACGUCUACGCUGGGUGCUGGCUUUGGCAGUCUAGGCGGCGGUCAUAAUGCGCUGGGCGGCAUGGGCUUAACUGCCACACCUACCCAAGGGCAAACUGUGGUGCCCAUACAUCAGCAAAUACUAUCCAAGGUUACAUCGCCAUAUGGAGACUCGCCCAUUUUCAAGGAUUUAAAACGUAAUGAGAAUGUAGAUGCCACACGAGCCACAAAUCCAGCUGCGCAGCAAGCGGUUCUCGAAAUGAACAGUAAUCAGUUUAAGGUAAACAACAAGGUUAGUCCUGUGGGUGUCCGUGUUAAGGCGCUGGGUAACUCCAAAAACCGCAAGGCCAUGUUUGAUGGUCUUGAGGAGCUCGAUGCCAGCGUUGAGGGCUUCAAUCUAAAGCCAAACGCUAAGCGUCUGGUUAUAAAGCCGAAGAUAAGUGGCGAGUCCAUUAAUGGCUCCACUAAUCUAACGGGACAGACGAGUGCUGCGCGACUUGGGCGUGAAUCCUUUACUGGCGCUAUACCCAACGAACCUGCGACCAGCGGCUCACCCAUUGUGAGCAGCUCCAAUGCCCGUGCUGAUGUUGAUAGCAGUCGACGUGAAUCGUGGCUGCAUCCCAACAAUUUGGCCAAGGUGCGUCAGCAUAAUCUCCAAUCUGGCAUAGAUCAGGCAUCCUCGCCUCUAAACAGCACACUCACUGAGCUAGUGCCACGCAAGGCGAUUGAGACCUACAGAACAGGUGCGCCAGCGCGUCUCUCCGUCUCCACAAUACCAGAGAAUCCAUUUGAGGAUCAGGGCAGCGUUAUUGCCAGACGUGAUACGUUUGCCUCAGAGCCUGCCAAUGAGAGCACACUCUCUAAUCGUUCACAAGAUCAAGAUGCGCACCUGGCUAUUGAGCCAGCUAAUGCAAGCACCGCAAAUGCAGCUGCCGAGGCUGACGACGACACUGAGAGCGAACCACAUCCAACGGGUAUUGUGCUGCGUCGUGUAGGCUAUUAUACCAUACCAUCUAUGGACGAUCUUAAGUCCUAUUUGGCCGAAGACGGUUCUUGCGUGGUGCCAGAUUUCACCAUUGGCCGUCAGGGAUAUGGCAAUGUUUAUUAUGGAAAACAAAUGGAUGUGGCUGGCCUCAAGCUUGACGAGAUUGUGCAUUUUCGUAACAAGGAGGUUAUUAUUUAUCCGGACGACGAUAACAAGCCACCUAUUGGCAGCGGCUUGAACCGUGAGGCGCAAGUGACUUUAGACCAGGUUUGGCCCUUGGAUAAGACCAAGCAUGAGGCCAUUAAGGAUGCUCAGCGUCUCCUCGAAAUGGACUGGGAAGGCAAACUACGACGAGUUUGCGACAAGAACGAGACCCGCUUCAUUGAAUACAGACCGGAAACUGGUAGCUGGGUGUUUCGCGUCAAGCACUUUUCCAAAUAUGGUUUGAACGACAGCGAUGAGGACGAUGACAACCUGCCCGCCGAUCCAAAGAAAGCCAAAAUAUUGCCGACUAAUGCAGCCGACAAAAUGUUCUUGACAGCACAACGUCAAGCGCCCAAGACGCACGAGGACUCACUCCGCAGUAUGGAUGCCAAGGCAAGCAAUAGGGCUAUGGACAACUCGACAGAGUAUAUGUUAAUGGACAAGACACGCUUCUUUCAAGCUGGCAGUGGCACAGACUUUUCUAUGUUUGAUGCACCACGCACUGUGACAAGUCCCACAGCUGCGUUAGCCCGCGAAGUUGUGGGCAAUGAGCCGCAUAAAUUACAAUUGAUGAAAUCAUCCUUUUUUGUGGAAGACAAUGAUAGAGAUGAUGGGUUCGACCCACGGCCUGUAAUGCCACAACAAAUGCCCUUGUUUAAUCAGGAUCCCAACUUAUGGAAGGAUCUUGGCGCGUCAGAAACCUCCAGUGAGUACGUACGACCCCGAUCCUCAUCGGCAUCCGUAAACAGCAUUCUACGGGAACUGCAAUCCGAGACUUCAUCGUUGGCUGAGGAGACAGUCAAGCCGUCUGAAAAAACCACCCAAGUCUUGGCUGUGGAUGGCCACAAGGCCAUGAAUUUUAUUGUCAAACCCAAGGUAGCAACGCUUAAAGUUUUUGCUGCAACCGUGCCCUUGAUGCGCUCAAUUGCACAUAGUCUAUCCGACCGUUGGAUGGCUGAUCUAGGUUUCUACAAAAGCCGUGGCUUCAAACUAAACUUUGGGCCACGGAACACGAUUAUUGUGCCCAACACAUUGAACAACUUGCGCACUCUGCAUGAAGGCACUGGAGCGUCAACCGCACUGGUAUUUAAGCCGCGUGCCGAAAAUGAUUUUUCACCUCAGCGACUGCAGCUAAUGCAAUUAAAUGCUGUUAAUGCUUAUGCUAAUUUUCACGAGAGCAUUGUGCCGCAUUUGGAGGUGCAUCUUAGCGGCUGCGAGUCGAUAAAAGUCGAGGGCAGCGAGUGUCCUUGGCUGCAUGCGGGUGACGGCACUCAGCUGGUGGCCAAACAUCUCGCAGAGGCUGUAAGGCAGACCAGCACCGGCAUGAUGGCCAGCUAUUCAGUCUCUGUGUGGUCGCUUAUGUUUGCGCUGUGGGGCGAGCACGACGAGAUAGUAGAUCGUGAUAGCGAUUCUCACUUUGUGGUCAUGUGUCGGCGCAAUCUGCUGUCGGAGUGGCUAGAGAACACUCUAGUCAGCAAAGAGCUGCUGACAAAGAAGAUCAAUACCAACAGCUAUCUUAGUCACAUGCUAGAUCUGUUGAGCUGCCAUCGCGUAACUGAAGCCUGUGAACUGGCCUUUAAGUAUGAUGAUGCUAACUUGGCCUUGAUACUGGCGCAGCUAGGAUCCGGCGCUGUAGUACGCACCCUGCUCGAGGACCAGCUCUUUGCCUGGCAACAAAAUAAAUCUGAUAAACACAUACAGCUGGAACGUCUCAAGAUGUUCAUGUUGGCAGCUGGUGUGCCGCUCAUGAAGUCCUCUCAGGGUCCCAUAAAUCUGCUGGAGGACGAAAAUUGGCUAACCACUUUGGCUCUGCAGCUUUGGUACUUUACCGCGCCCACCUCCAGCAUAACCGAUGCUGUGCUGGCGUAUGAUAAGUAUUUCCAAGCUGAUGAAUGCUAUGCCGUCCCACCAAAGCCAAGCUACAAACAAGCGCCCUACAGCAGCCAGACUGAGGUCUAUGACUUACGCUAUCAUCUGCUGCAGCUCUACUCGAAACGCGUGCACUCUUUGGAGCAGACUUUGAACCCGAUUACACACACCGACGAUCCAAUGGACUUUCGCCUAAGCUGGCUGUUGCUACAGGCAUUGGAGGCGUUGGGUUAUGGCCACUGCAGUGAGCUGGCGGAAGCAAAACUGCAUGUAGACUUUGCCAGCCAGCUGGAGAACGAUAGCUUGUGGCAUUGGGCCAUCUUUGUGCAGCUGCACAUUAAGGAUCGCAAUCAGCGUGAACGCGCUGUUCAGCAAACAUUACAGCGUUGUGUUAGCGUAUCGCCCAAAGCGGAUCUCAGUAAAGAGGAACAGUUUGUCAUUGAACAGCUGGGGAUACCCGAGUCGUGGUUGGACUAUGCCAAAGCAUUGCGAGCUGGUGCCCUGGGUCAUCGUCAUCUGCAAGCGAAGUAUCUACUAAGGGCUAAGCACUGGGUCGUGGCACAUGAGAUUAUCUUUCAGUAUAUUGCGCCCGAUGCCAUUAUUAACAACAAUUUGGAUUAUUUGUAUAGCUUGCUGAGUCAGUUUGAGUGCUCGGACGAUGGAUGCGUAAAGGUGCCCAAUUGGACAAACCAGGGCCAGAUAUUCCUUGACUAUAUAGACAUCAGCGGGAAGUUUAAGAACAUUCACAAUGUAAACAGCUUAACAGAUAUACAUGCGCGUUGGGAGAAUCUGAAGCCGCAACUAAGCGAACUCUGCUCACGUAUUAGCCUGUUGCCUUGCCCAACAGCGAAGCAUCGUCUAUGCCAAAGCGAGAUUUCUAAGAGCCUCAGCUGUCUGGUGCACGGCAUGUGCAUUGUCUCAUCAGAAUUUGAACCCAGCUCUGUUUUAAAAUUGGCUAUGAAGCGCUUACCCAUGCCCCAGGAGUUCUCUACUAGAGAACUGGGCAAAAUGCUCGAUGAGCUCCUAAUCCAGAUUGACAAUCUGGCGCCGUUCAAUAGGAUUUUAAGUAAAUAAAGUGAUAGAUUGUUAAGAUUAUAAUUUAACUAAACAUUUAAUUUAGCUUAUGUAUUUUGAAUUUAUGUAAAUGCAACAACCUUUCGCACUCUUAAAGGCAUUAAUAUUUGUUAAUCUUAUGCACGCGAAAAAAAUAAAUUACAGUUUUGUUCAGAACAUUCAACUUAAACGAUGAAAAAUAAGUCAAUUAAAUCACGAAUGUUUUAUUAGCACGCUGGGAAAGUUAAAAAACUUGUUAAA